This is a messenger RNA of Penicillium daleae, 1173 nucleotides long. RefSeq lists its product as uncharacterized. Bases 1 to 1173 code for a protein of 390 amino acids. Gene Ontology annotation, molecular function: protein binding. The record is from RefSeq and is a predicted model, not a curated record. The transcript has a single exon. NCBI's taxonomy places the organism in Eukaryota, Fungi, Ascomycota, Eurotiomycetes, Eurotiales, Aspergillaceae.
AUGACAGAAGACAAUUACCACACAACAACCACCAACCUUGGCGAUUUGCCCCCAGAAAUAGUCCUGCAAAUCGCGCAAAUUCUAGACAAGCAGUCAUUACUCAGGCUCGCGCAAACCUGCCGGGCUCUAUACUGGCUUCUAACACCAGAAAUCAAGGAAAGAGCCCAGACCGCAGCCUUCGCGCCCUUGACCCUCUACGAGGAAAACUUCAUAUACGAUUAUGGACAGCGACACGGCAUCGAUGAACCGGUAUUUAGCUUACACGCCUCGUACGGUGUUCCCGCAGGCGAUUUCGGUGCUACGCACUUUGACGUUCUGGGGAGGGCCGUGGAAACAGGUGAGUUUGAUGUUGUGCGGGGCCUUCUCAACCACGAUGUGAACCCUAACUCAUACGUCGUUUCGGGAGAGAGGUUGCUUAGUUUAGCUGUUCAGUCUCGACGCGUAGAUAUAGUCCCGUUGCUUCUGGAGUUUGGCGCGGACGCAUCGAGACCGGAUCUGAUCACGAAUAUGAGUCCGCUUGUACACGCGGCACGAGGCCAGAAGGAUGAGAUUGUUCGCCUUCUAAUUGAGGCUUCGGGUGAUUUGAAUGCGGACGGGGUUAUGCAGUCGAUCGCAGCUUAUUGCAACCUUGAGACGAUGAAAAUGGCCAUCGCGUACGGCGGAAACCCGGCAGCUAUUUCACGACGUGGAUUGACUGUGCUGCAUAGCAUUGCGAAUCGCAAUGAUGCGCAGCUCUUCGAUUUAGUGAAGGACGAGCUCCCCGCUACCAUCCUUAAUGCUAAGAACGACGUGGGUCAUACAGCAUUGCACAUAGCCUUAGUAGGUGGAAACUCACCUCUAGCCAUGCCUUUGGCUUGCCAUCCAAAGGUGAACAUUGAUAUCCAAGAUAUAUGGGGCUUUACGGCAUUGCAUUUGGCUAUCAGGAACAGACGGUUUGACGUGGCGCAUAUCCUUAUUAACAGGGGCGCCAACUUCAAUCUCUUAACGGUCCAUGGAGAGAAUUGUCUACAUCUAGCUGUUGAAUCUGGGUCGGUGCCCAUCACCCGUAUGUUACUUGAGCGCGGUGCCGACGGAAUUAGCGAUGCAACCGAGUUUGGGUCGAUAUUCUUCUGGGCGACUCGACAUGGUGAUCCGGAGAUGGUAAACCUCUUCCGGCAAGUCCUCUCUGAAUAA